CUCGGGUUCUCCUUGCAGAAGGAGUUGGCAACGGACCUGAUCCUGCAGUCGCUCCCUGAGCUGUAUAAGGGUUUUGUCAUGAACUACAUGAUGCAUGAUCUUGACAAACCCCUUCCGGAGCUUCUUAAAAUGCUCCAGACUGCAGAGGAGAACCUUACUAAGGGCAAGGGUGCUUCCGUCCUUAUGGUCCAAGGCGGAAAGGGGAAGCCGAAGAAGGGGAUUAAGAUUAAGGCUAGGACGGUCGGAAAGCCUAAAUCGAAGUCCACUUCAUCUGCAACCCAGAAACCCAUAGGAGGAGUUGCAAAGGGCAAAUGCCAUCACUGUGGUAUGGCAGGCCACUGGAGAAGAAACUGCAAGACAUACCUCGCAACCAAGAAGAAGGAAGGUACGACCAUUUCUUCUGAGGGACUGAAGCAGAGUAGACGGUUAGCUCGAGGCGAGAUUGAACUCCGAGUCGGCAAUGGUGCACCUGUUGCAGCUUUGGCAAUCGGAACUUAUAGUUUAGUCUUGCCUAGUGCUCUAAU
Messenger RNA from Cuscuta campestris, 524 nucleotides. NCBI's taxonomy places the organism in Eukaryota, Viridiplantae, Streptophyta, Magnoliopsida, Solanales, Convolvulaceae. The record is from the annotation of a GenBank genome assembly.